AUGAAAGCCCCACAAAAGCGGCUCCUGUCGUUACUGACCUCUAUGACCUUGACCCCUAGCUCGAGGCUGAACCUGCUCCGCCUGCCAGAUCGAGGGAGGGGCGCACGCGCGGACGCAGAGACGAGGCCGGCCGGCGGGCGGGGCUGCAGUACCUUAUCCCCGCCCCAGCAAGUGGGGCGCGCUAGAGCUCGGCCGCGGUGCCCGGCCCUGAUCCUCCUUCCCCGGGCGCCCUCCUCGGCGGCGGCGGCGUGCCUCCGAGUGUGCCGGGGCUGUGAGAGUGCCAGGCUCCCGUUGCCAGCCGGCAGCAGCAUGUGGCGGUCGGCCGGGGCCGCGUUCCGAGGUUUGUCGGGCUUCAGCCGGCAGCCCCUCCGGACCCUGUCGGCAUCCCCCGGCGGCGCCCCGAAGGGCGUGACGCUGUCCGUGACGCCCCCGGUGGGCCUGGCGGACGAGCCGCUGCACAUCCAGGUGCAGGGCUUGAGCCCCGGCGAGCCCGUGACCGUGCGGGCGCUGGCCGUCAGCUACUACGGCCGCCUCUUCCAUUCGUGCGCCCACUACGAGGCCGACAGCAUCGGGGCGGUGGACCUGACCAAGGACCACUCCCAGGGGGGCGACUACACGGGCGUCGAGCCCAUGGGGUUGUUGUGGAGCCUGUCCCCGGCCGGCAUGGAAAACCCCUACAUCCGCAUGGUGCAGCGGAGCGUGCUCAAGAAGCCCCUCAAGCUCGAGGUGACCGUCCAUCGGGCUCACAACCAGACCGGCCUGCUGCUGGGCCAGGUGCUGGCCUCGGCCAAGGUGGAGCGCUGGUACGCCACCCCCGAGAUCCGGGCCAUGCGGGUCCGCGAGGGCACGGUCCGAGGGUCCUUCUUCCUGCCGCCAGGGGAUGGUCCAUUUCCUGGUGUGAUUGACAUGUUUGGUGAUGAAGGGGGACUACAUGAAUUUCGGGCUAGCCUUCUUGCUUGUCGAGGCUUUGCUACCCUAGCUUUGCCAUAUUUUGCCUUUGAAGAUCUACCUCCCAUCAUGAAAGACUUAAAUCUUGAUUACUUUGCUCAGGCAUCUAAAUUUGUGCAGAAUCACCCAAAGGUUAAAGGUCCCAAAAUUGGAGUAAUUGGAUCAGGCAAAGGAGCAGAACUGGCUUUCUCAAUGGCUACCUUCCUCCCAAAUGUGGCUGCUGUGGUCAGUAUCAAUGGUUGCAUAUCCAACACAGGCACUGCUCUUCAGUGUGGCCAAGUGAUCCUUCCAGGGCUCCCCUUUGAUUUGGAUAAAAUCACUGUCAGUUCUUCAGGAGUGUAUGAUGUUAAAGAAGCCCUUGUAGACCCCUUGGAUCCUGCUUAUGGAGAUAGCCUCAUUCCCAUAGAAAAAGCUAACUCUCACUUCCUUUUUGUUGUUGGAGAGGAUGACAAACAAUGGAAUAGCUCUUUGUAUGCUGACUUGGCAAUCAAGCGCUUAGAGGAGCAUGGGAAAAAAAAUUACACUCUUCUGAGUUACCCUAAUGCAGGUCAUCGAAUUGAUCCACCCAAUAGCCCAUUUUUUCCAGUUGCCUUGGACCGGUGGCUGGGAGUCCCUGUUCUGGGUGGGGGUCAGUGUAGAGCCCAUGCCAUUGCUCAGGAGGAAUCUUGGAAGAAGAUCUUAGAGUUUCUGAAGAUGCAUCUAGAAUGAAGGCUAUAAAACCAUAGGAUUGGGUUGGAGUAAAUCCCCAAACAGUACAACCGAUUGAUUUCAAAGGAAGUUAAAAGCCUAAAUCUGUAUAGCUUUGUAAAAUGAAAAUUGGGAUCUCGUAUCCAUCCACAUGUUUUGAGGGGACUCUAAAAUUACUAAGGAAAUAGUAUUUUUUUGGUAGCAGUUCAAAGAAACUGAUUUAAGGGUCAGAAGUAUUUCAAUUUUGUGUUUACCAGAACCUAUCAUUCUUAAUCUAUCUUUUAAAAAGGAUUUUGGUUUAACUUAUCCAGGAGAAGGUAGAGGCUUCAGCUAUAAAGGGGGAGAUGAUUACUAAAUGAAAGAACAAAAAUAAUUUUCAUUAUGGCCCCUUUUGGCAUUACAAAUCAAUUUGUCUACCUUCUAUUUUUCCAUGCUCUUUUUUUACUCAUAGAAAAAUAGUCUUCUGUAUCCACUGCAGAAAUAUUUGUAAACAUUUUUUUGACCAGGGUAUAUCCUUGAAUGUGAUCUUAUUAUAUAUGCCAUUGGAUUUUUGAUAAGGAACUUUACUUGGUGAUGUAAAGAUCAACGUGAAACCGUAAGAUCAACUGCACUGACCUUGGGGUUUGUGGAAGCCACCUUUUUAAGGGUCAGCAAAGAUUUCACCUUGGAAAAAUCCUUAGAAAAUAUGUCUCUCUCCAGCAAACAACUGUCAAAUGCUGAGACUGGGUCUCAGUGUUUGUAUCAUCUUUUCUUCCCCUAUUUCUUUUAUUUAUACAUACUUGAAGUUUCAAAAGUUUAUUGAAUUCAGAUUGUCCUCCAAAAUAAACAGUUGCAGUGCAGAAAUUGGACUUUUCUAAUGGGGAGUCAGAAUCUUUCCUCUUCUAUGGCAGAAAUCUAAAAUAAAACUUAUUGGUGAAGGAGGGAUUCUCUCUCUCUUAAAUCACUAUCUAAUGGGGUUUGAUCCUAUGAUUUUUUUGAGAGUGUGUGCUUUGGGGUUGGAGGAUAGUUUUAUUUUUGUUUUCAUUUAGGCCCUCUUCCCUGAUGUAGGCACAUAGUUCAUUGUGGGGAGAGGAUGGGAGGACUUGCGACUGAGUUUUUAUAUAUUAUUUGACUAGUAGCCCUUUGGGUUCAGAACCACCCCCUUAGAAUCGCUGGAUGAAUCAUUGUUAUAAUGCUUUUUUAUAACAUUAACGAUUUCUAAAGUAAAGCCACACUUUGAAACCUUUGACAUUAGAGAAAGAAACCUCAGCAGAUUGAGUCUGUGCUGCCCUUUCUUGGGACUAUUCAUGUAAGAAAUGGAAAAGUGGCAAGUCGGCUUUUUUGAAAUCUCAUUUCUAAAACAACAGUAAAGGAAAAUGUGCCUUUAAAAAACUACGAGCCAUGAUCUGAGGUUGCCAUUUGAAGUCUUAUGUACUGUUCUUCCUAAUUUAAUUUGAAUGAAUUUGACUGUUUAAGUAUCCUGAAAAGGGCAUCAGUCACACAGCCAGGUUUUUCAGUUGGGCUUUGAUGUGUAUUUUAAUUCAAGUACGUCAGAGAACUGAUAAAUACCUCUCUUUCUCCUCUCAUCCAAACUAUGCAUUUAUUUAAAAAAAAAAACAACAGAAGUACUCUUUAUUUAUAUUUACCAUUUUCUUACUGUUUGUGUCCGUUUUCAGUCAUAGGAUACUACUUUGUACAUUCUUUUCAAAGUUUGUCCUGUGGAUAGAUUCCCCACCCCACCUCCAAAUUUAUGGGAUCCUUUUAAAUGAUUUUGACUGUCUUAGCAUUGUAAAUCUUUGGCACACUCUAUUUACCGAUUUUCUUUUUUUUUUUUUAAAGAUUGUUUAUUUAGGUAGAAAUAGAUCUAUUUGACUUUAGAUCUCAUUUGUUAUGGUGUUUAAAAACAUUGUACACAAGGAUACCCAGCUUCAUGCUGUGGAAUAAUUUGUUUAUUUAUAUUAAAGGUUUAAAGAACACAGCAUACCUUUUUUCAUAAAUGUUCUUAAAUUUUGAAAUAAAAAAUGUUGAUCAAAAAUGUGUAUACAGAAUGUUGUUAAAUUAAUUUUCAAGGACAAAUUUUUGAAGAAUAAAUGCAGUUUAUACGGUU
Messenger RNA from Dromiciops gliroides (monito del monte), 3721 nucleotides. RefSeq names its product acyl-coenzyme A thioesterase 1-like. Gene Ontology annotation, biological process: acyl-CoA metabolic process; fatty acid metabolic process. The coding region runs from base 1 to 1656 and encodes 551 amino acids. The transcript has 4 exons. Gene Ontology annotation, cellular component: peroxisome. The record is from RefSeq and is a predicted model, not a curated record. NCBI's taxonomy places the organism in Eukaryota, Metazoa, Chordata, Mammalia, Microbiotheria, Microbiotheriidae. Gene Ontology annotation, molecular function: fatty acyl-CoA hydrolase activity.